Messenger RNA from Camellia sinensis, 2108 nucleotides. RefSeq lists its product as uncharacterized. The record is from RefSeq and is a predicted model, not a curated record. Gene Ontology annotation, biological process: protein transport. Lineage: Eukaryota; Viridiplantae; Streptophyta; Magnoliopsida; Ericales; Theaceae.
CUUCAACUGUCAUUGGUGGUUCACUUCAUCUUCUUCCCUCUUUACCCAGCUACCCCACACACACACACACACACACACACACACACACACACAUCCCAUAUUCAAUUUCACUACCUUCUUCUUCUUCUUCUUCUUUUUCUUCUUCUUUCACUUGCUGUGAAUCAUCAGCUAUGACCAAAGUUUCAGAACCCAGAAACUUGAAAAAGUUGUAGACAUGUUUGACAUCUUGUUUGGAUGGAGAAAAGCCUCCAAAUGUAAGAAGCUGGUGAGGGGGGUACAGUGCCGUCUCAAACUGCUGAAGAACAAGAGAUGUUCAAUUGUUAGGCAGUUACGCGACGAUGUGGCUCAGCUUCUCAAAUAUGGCCAUGAUCAAAGUGCUUUUGAUCGGGUUGAACAGCUCUUUAAGGACGAAAGCAUAGUAGCAGUGUAUGAUCUCCUGGAUCAUUUCUGUGAAUUCAUCCUCAUUCACCUUUCAUAUAUUCGUAAACACAAGGACUGUCCUAAUGAUAUCAAUGAAGCAGCGUCAACUCUAAUAUUUGCAUCUGCAAGAUGUGGAGAUCUACCCGAGCUUCGUGUGAUACGCAAGCUCUUUGGAGAGCGUUAUGGCCAGAGGUUUGCACUGGUCGCUCUCGAAUUACUUCCAGGAAAUCUUGUUAACCGUCAGAUAAAAGAAAAUCUCUCCAUACAAUCAGUACCGAAUGAUGUGAAGUACCGAUUGUUGGAUGAAAUAGCCAGGAGUUGCCUUCAACCUGGGCCUUUGGCACUCGAGUACUAUUCUGAGCUACAACAAGAGCAGGUAAACAAAAAUAAGGGAGAUCAAGACCCGAGAAGUGAUGUUCAAACUAGUUGUAAUGGAGACGAAGGAUCUCAAGUGCAAGCUUUAAGUAUCGUGGAGGCAGAAAGGAAGAUUGUGCUUGUAGAUUUGAUAGAGCCAUAUGAAUUGCACCGAGGCACUGGUUGUACCGGUGCUGUUGGGACUCACACCGUCCCUUUAGACCACAAGGAAGUGGAUAUGGCUUUAGAAUUUUCUUCAGAAAGUUCAUCUCAAUUGCCUACAGAAAUGAUAUAUCUAGAUGACAUAGAGGAGUUCAAGUCUCCCAGGAACAAAGACGAAAACUCGCAGGAUCAAAGACUGUUUUUGUUCAAGUCAUCAGUAAUUCUCACAACUGACAAGCUUGAAGAAGAUGGUUUUAGUGAAAGUUUCAAGAAAAAAAAUGAAUCAUGGAAUGAAAAGACAGGGUCAAGAAAGAGCAGGAACGAAUCUGGAAAGAGACACAGAAGAAAAUCAAUUUCUCAGGAGAGUUUUACUGUGAAAGAUGUCGAAUCCACAAUUUACUAUGGAGACUUGUGUGCUAUUUCACCAAAUGACAACCAUAAAUCUCAUCACCGGAGAAAGUAUCAGAAGAAGAUUCCAUUGGAUGAAAAGCAAAAAUCAUGUUGUACACAAGCAAGACUAUGCAGCUUGGAAAAACCAUGUUAUUUCUGCAUUAGUGAUGAAAAAGACGAUUGGGAAAAUCAAAAGUGCAAAAUCACAACUUUGCAGGGGCUUCCAGCACAUAAUCUGAAGGAAGCAAAAAUCGAACACUGUGUCUGCAAUUGUCAAUUUUUUCGCAUUGGAGACAGAAAAAUGGAAUCGGAGGUUCUACAUCAGAAACUAAGAGGAAACUAUCAAAUUGCUGCUGAUUCUCAAUACUCUUGCUCAAGAGUGAGCAGUCCUCGGACAAUAAAAAAUACCCAUCCCCCUUAUUUGAGGGCCGUGACAAUGCCCCUUGAAAGGCCAAGUGAUUGUCACACUGAAAACAUUUUACGAUCAAAUUCAUUCCCAUUUCAACAGCCUAGUCAUUCGAGCAAUGGAUCACCUACUUGUCGUCAUGUUCAUCCAAAGCUGCCAGACUAUGAUCAGUUAUCAGCAACAUUCAUGGCUCUCAAGAAAGCAAAUCAGCAACAUAAGACCAACCAGUUAGUUUAGUACUAUGUAUUAAUUUGUGUUCUGUUUUCCUUGUCCUGUUUGUAGAGCUUUCCAUUGAACUUUGAUCAUCUGUUUUUGUAGUUGGAUUCAGGUUGUUUUUAGUUCUCUUAUGUAAUGCUAUGUAGCUCCUUGUUUUUCU